Prosopis cineraria is the source of this 2446-nucleotide messenger RNA. RefSeq names its product probable L-type lectin-domain containing receptor kinase S.5. Gene Ontology annotation, biological process: protein phosphorylation. Gene Ontology annotation, cellular component: plasma membrane. The record is from RefSeq and is a predicted model, not a curated record. The coding region runs from base 286 to 2274 and encodes 662 amino acids. Gene Ontology annotation, molecular function: protein kinase activity; ATP binding; carbohydrate binding. The transcript has a single exon. Lineage: Eukaryota; Viridiplantae; Streptophyta; Magnoliopsida; Fabales; Fabaceae.
AAUCACAUUGCGAUUCCACCGUUGAAUGAACGACACGAAAAUCAAAAGGAUGGCACAACGAGGAAACCUCCCGUAUGACAAGACUAGUCAAUUCUGGUUACCUGUUCUAACCUGCCAGCACACGCGCGCGGGCGCACAUAUUUCAUAGUUCACACAGACGAGGAGGAUGAACAAACCGUUUGUUCUUGCCUUUCAAUCUCUCGUGCAAGCUUUCGUUCUUCUGAGACGUUGCGCACCAACAACCUCUGUUUGAGGCAAUUCUUGUCCGUUUCAUGAGUAGAAAAAAUGCUGCUUUCUGGGGCAGCGAAGUCUCAAUUACUAGCAGUAAUCUUCACUAUCGUUUCCCUUAAUCAAGUUAGCUGCUUUUCUUUCAAUUUCUCCACCUUCCAACCAUCGGAUGAACCUGAUUUAAAUUUGAUCAAAAACUCGAAAAUAUACCUGGAUGCCAUCCAAGUGACCCCUGAUAUUCGUGGCAAGAUAGCCGAUUAUUCUGGUCGAGCUUUCUACAAAAGGCCAUACAGACUCUGGAGCAAGAGCAAGAACCAAACUGCUGAGUUUAAUACCACCUUCGUGCUCAACAUCAACAAUCAAACUUCACCAGGGGGUGAAGGCUUGGCCUUUAUAUUAACCGGAGAUAUCGAUCUUCCAGAAAACAGUGCCGGAAAAUGGCUUGGAAUAGUGAAUGCCACAACCAAUGGCACUUCUCAACCGGGGAUUUUGGCAGUAGAGUUUGACACGAGACAAAACUCCGAGGAAGAUGGCCCCGACAACCAUCUCGGUGUCAACAUCAAUAGUAUCAACUCCAUGAGGCACGUUUCAUUACCAGACUUUGGGAUUACUAUUGCAUCGGGCAUAAAUGUAACAAUCAGGGUAAUGUAUGCUGAAGAUGUAAUAUCUGUUUUUGGUUCCAUGAACGGAACUGCUGACAUGAAGACUCUGCUAACUUCUCCGCCUCUGAAUCUAUCUUCAUAUCUACCGGAAGAGAUCUUUUUGGGUUUCUCAGCUUCAACAAGUAACUAUACGGAGCUGAACUGUGUAAGAGCUUGGGAAUUCCACGGCACCCAAAUUGCGGAUGAUGAUCACCAGCUGUUGUGGGUUUGGAUCGCAAUUCCUGCAGUAGUACUGGUCAUCCUGGGUGGGGUGAUCUUUUUCUUGCUUUGGCAAAGGAAUCGCCGCAUGAAGAUGUCAGAUGAAGCAGACCCGAGAAUAGAGGAUCAGAUUCAGUACAGCUCUAUGGCCCCAAAGAAGUUCCGACUACGAGAAAUCAGUAAAGCAACUGGCAGAUUCAGUCCUCAAAACAAGCUUGGGGAAGGUGGCUUUGGAACUGUCUACAAGGGGUUCUUGGGAGGCAACGAGGUAGCUGUGAAAAGAGUCUCCAAGGAUUCACGUCAGGGCAAGCAAGAGUUCGUAGCAGAAGUGACAAUAAUAGGAAGCCUUCGUCACAGAAAUCUGGUGAAAUUGAUCGGGUGGUGUUAUGAGAGCCGAGAGCUCCUCCUUGUCUAUGAGUUCAUGCCUAGCGGGAGCCUGGACAAGUACUUAUAUGAUGACAAGAAGCUUGGUUGCAAAGAUGGGACAAUACUGAGCUGGAAAACAAGACGUAACACAAUUUAUGGGGUGGCACAGGCGCUAGACUAUCUUCAUAACGGAUGCGAGAACAAGGUGCUUCACAGAGACAUAAAAGCCAGCAACAUACUGUUGGACUCAGACUUCACUGCCAAGUUGGGAGACUUCGGGCUAGCUCGUACCAUUCAGAAGAGAGACGAAACUCACCACUCCACAAAAGCAAUUGCAGGCACACCAGGCUACAUGGCACCAGAAACAUUCCUGACGGGGAGGGCAACAGUGGAGACGGACGUGUAUGCAUUUGGCGUUGUUGCAUUAGAAGUCGUGUGUGGAAUAAGACGAGGGAAUCUGUAUUCCCAGGUGGACGAGUAUAAGAAUAACAUUGCGCAUUGGGUGUGGGAGCUUUACGGGAAGGGAAAAUUACUAGAUGCAGUGGAUAGUAGGAUAAGAAAGGAAAUAGCAGAGGAAAAGGUGGCAGAUGUGCUUCUUCUGGGUUUGGCGUGUUGUCAUCCAAACCCACACCACAGGCCAUCCAUGAGGACUGUAAUGCAGGUUCUUACAGGGGAAGCAGCUCCACCAGCUGUACCCAAGGAAAGACCUGCUUUUGUGUGGCCUGCCUUACCUCCUUCCUUCAGCCAUGACGUCGAUAGCUCCAUCACAGGAAGCCAAUUCACUCCCUUCUUGCCAGACUUGGAGUUCACCGGCAGAUGAUUUGAUUUUAAAUUUGCCUUGUAGAGCUGAUGAUUAAAAUUUUAAUGAUUCUAGAGACCACUGCUUUUUCUUCUUGUGCGUGACUGGGUUUAGCUAGUUUUGAAUCAUAACUUGGAAAUUUGGAUUCAUAUUAUCUCAUGAAAACGCUCGCUUGACAUUCACUUGAUUCUCA